AAAGCCUCGGCAUGAACCAACAUCAAACAUACUUAUAGCACUAGCUAUACUUGGAGAAGGGAAGCUCUGCCGUCGACAUAACUUGUUUAGUCGGUUAUCUAUUGCUUCUUCUUGGACUUCUUCUCGCUCUCAACCACUUCAGAUCUAAGCAAUAUGUCUCAACCCAAAUCAAAUCUCCUGAGCACGCGUACAUUGACUGCGCCGCUCAAGAUUCUCUUCAGCGCCAAAGGAGCAGCUCCUCUACUUCUCGCCCUCCUGUAUUACCCAGAUAAAGUUCGAAGUAUACUUCCCGAGCGACUACAUCCAUGGAUAAACUCUCCUGUCGUCAUUCGGGCUUUGUCGGUCCUGUUGGGCCUCAGCGUCCUCCGAGGCAUCAACAACAAAGUCUCCCAAUGGGCUGUGAACAAUUGGAAGCCCGACGCUAAGUUCAUCAAGAGUCAGGAGAUCGUCCUGAUAACCGGAGGCUCGAGUGGGAUUGGUGAGAUUAUGUCAAAUCAGUUCGCAAAGUUGGGUGUCAAGGUUGUGAUUCUGGACCUCAAUCCACCCAAGACGGCUGUUGCUGCCAAUGUCGCAUUCUACCAAUGCGAUGUUACCUCGCCCGAAAAUAUUGCCGCCGUGGCCGAGGAGAUCCGAAAAGAUCAUGGCGACCCAACUGUCCUGAUCAACAAUGCUGGUAUAGGACUCUGCCGCACCAUUUUAGGUGCAAAGGAACAGCACAUUAGGAAGACCUUCGAAGUCAACACAAUUUCGCAUUUUUGGAUGGUGAGGGAGUUCUUACCUGCGAUGAUCAAGAAGGAUCACGGCCAUGUGGUCACGAUUGCAAGCAUGGCAAGCUAUGUUGUUCAUGCCCAGAAUGUGGACUAUUCUUGCACCAAGGCUAGUGCUCAAGCUUUCCACGAAGGCCUCGGUGCGGAGUUGAGGUCAAGAUAUAAUGCACCGAAUGUGCGGACAACGGUUGUCAAUCCGAUUUGGAUUCGGACACCAAUGAUCGCCCCGUUGAUAGCAAAGCCUGGCUUCAAUGACCCUGUCCUUGAACCAGAAGAUGUUGCCGCAACCAUUGUAAAUCAAGUCGUCUCUGGACGCGGAGGGCAGCUGAUACUGCCCAAGGAAGUGAAAUUUCUAUCCACUCUUCGAGCCUGGCCUUAUUGGAUGCAGACCAGGCUCAGCAAUCGAAUGGCGCAUGUGCUUGACUUUUCCGAUGAGGAAGCAGAGGCGGCAUAUAGGGGAUAGGCUUUCUGUUUUGGGCGCUGGGUGUUUCCCGUACCAUCAGGGUGGAAUAGUUUUGAAUUCUCGGGAUACUUGCUUGAAAAAAAUCUUUUCCUUCCAAUGAUAAC
This is a messenger RNA of Mollisia scopiformis, 1334 nucleotides long. Its product is annotated as NAD(P)-binding protein. Lineage: Eukaryota; Fungi; Ascomycota; Leotiomycetes; Helotiales; Mollisiaceae. The transcript is spliced from 3 exons. Gene Ontology annotation, molecular function: oxidoreductase activity, acting on the CH-OH group of donors, NAD or NADP as acceptor. The record is from RefSeq and is a predicted model, not a curated record. Bases 154 to 1230 code for a protein of 358 amino acids.